This is a messenger RNA of Enterospora canceri, 861 nucleotides long. The record is from the annotation of a GenBank genome assembly. NCBI's taxonomy places the organism in Eukaryota, Fungi, Microsporidia, Enterocytozoonidae.
AUGGUUUCAAAUAGCAAAAUAGCCCAAACCAUCAUUAUAACAAUCAAAAUACUCUCAUACGCCUUCCUUGUCUACGUAUACGUAGGAAGUUGGCCAAAACUGCUUAUAUUAGGGCUGUUUAUGCUUCUGAAUGGAAUGGCCCUGUCAUUUACGUCCUUCAAGGAUCCAGGCUACGUGAAACCAAGCAGAUUCGCCAAUUUUGAGCUGAGUGAAGUGGUGCUGAAUGACGGACUGGUCAUUCGAAUCAACGUCCACAACGAGUUACGAGAGGUUGUGGACUGUAACUCGUCCAUGAGCAGAGCCGAAUUGGAUCACCGUGGAAACUGGUAUUUUGUAGGCGACCUCUUUGAUGACGUUGAUGAAUUGGAUAAGUUGAAAAUGAUGCCUGGUAAAAAGAGUCAUGAAAUUGUUUGGUAUCAGAAAUACUGCGAUGACUGCAACCUGUUUCGUGCUCCAGGUGUCUCGCACUGCUGGGACUGUGGCCACUGCGUACUGGAUAAGGAUCACCACUGUCCAUCCUUAGACAACUGUAUUGGUCGGAACAAUCUUAGGCCAUUCAUGGUAUUCAUUCUCAGUGAUCUUGUUUUGAAUACGCUGAUUGCCAUUAAAAUGCAACUGAUGCUCUUUGGAUCAUCUCCAAUGAAUAUCACCAGUUUCAAAUCAAUAUUGGGCCACGUAUCGUCAAAAUGCAUCUUUCUGGUGCCACUUGGUGAUCUGAUUUUGGUUUGUAAGUUCUACUACAUCAGUGCAAUUGAUCUACGGGCACGUGAUUGGCACCUGAAGACCAGAAUGGGAAGACUGAACAUUCUUGAGUGGCCAAAGCGACUGCUGACCUUUCGAACUCCGAUUUAUUCGAUCUGA